This is a messenger RNA of Armigeres subalbatus, 1236 nucleotides long. Its product is annotated as probable enoyl-CoA hydratase. The coding region runs from base 176 to 1177 and encodes 333 amino acids. NCBI's taxonomy places the organism in Eukaryota, Metazoa, Arthropoda, Insecta, Diptera, Culicidae. The transcript has 2 exons. The record is from RefSeq and is a predicted model, not a curated record.
UGUCAAAUACGAAAACAAACACUCCGCACUGCAAGCGGCAAAACUUUAUUUAACUGCUUGCAAUACUAUCAAGUUUGAGUGCUGUUGAUUCUUAUCGAAAAGAAACUGAAGCAGUUUAAAGUUUUAAUUUUGUUUCGUGACUUUGUUUGCAAGUGAUCAAAUUAAUAAUACCAAAAUGUGGCCUGUGAUGCGACUAUGUGUAAGAAUGGCCACUUCCAACGGUAGAUCCGGUAUAACAAGACAACUGUGUUCGAACAUGGAUCAAUCUCAAGACGGAAAGAGUAAUCCAAAAACAGAACAGCAGGAUAACAAACCGGAAGAACCAUCCAUCCUGGUGGAAACAGAAGGAAACAUUACGAUGAUCGGAUUGAAUAAACCGCACAAACGGAAUGCAAUCGAUGCAGAGAUGGGCCAACAAUUAACUGCUGCUAUUGAAGCUUUUGAGCAGGAUUCGACAGCAACCGUAGCGAUACUCCACGGAAUUGGAGGUUCAUUCUGUUCCGGGUACGAUCUAUCAGAGCUAGCCAACCCGGAGGUGAAACCACAAUCCGUGAUUCUCCAGAGGGGCGGUGUGAUGGGACCCACGCGACGAAACUUUAAGAAGCCCAUGAUUUGUGCAAUAUCUGGAUACUGUGUAGCCGGUGGUAUGGAACUGGCCCUGAUGUGUGAUCUGCGCGUCAUGGAAGAACUGGCCGUCAUGGGUUUCUACAACAGACGAUUCGGUGUUCCACUAGUGGACGGUGGAAGUGUUCGACUGCCAGCGCUUAUUGGUAUUUCCCGCGCUAUGGAUUUGAUUCUGACGGGACGGGGAGUUCGUGCCAAAGAGGCUCUGGAAAUGGGACUGGUCAAUCGGGUUGUCGCCGUUGGGACCGGGCUUGGACAGGCAUACAAUCUUGCGAUGAGCAUUGCCAAGUACCCACAGGCAUGUUUGAAUCACGACCGGAACUCUAUGUACUAUGCCACAUAUCAAGCAAAAACGAUCGAGGACGCCAUGGAGUAUGAAAAGCUAACGGCAAACGAGGAACUCCUGAAGGAGGCUGUGUACGGGGCGGAACAGUUCCAGAAAGGUGUUGGUAAAGGUGGGAAAUUCCACGAUAUCAAGAAAAAGCCUCUUCCGGAAUGGGAAAAGGAGGAACUUGCACACGAGUUGAACGAAGCCCCAACAUCAAAAAAGUGAUGGUUAAUAGAUAAUAUGUUUUAGCUGUAAAUAUAUAUAUUUUUUGAAUAUGUAAACAA